AUUUUCAUACAGUACCUGUAUGAAAAUAUUCUGCUGAUUGGUGCGUUAUUAAAAAAAUCUCUUUUAUAUAUCUGUGCCUUACAACUGAGGCAUGGUGAUUGCUCUUUGGUUAAAUGUCACAGUCCUGGUUCACAUACCUUAAAAUGUGCACCGCUGUGCUUUUUCAAAACGACAAGAAUUUCAACUGGAAAAAGAAAAAAAAAAGUAAGUUUUAUACGAAAGAAAGUAUUUAUUGACAUUUUUAGUCGCUUGAUUAAUUUGAAUCGUGGAGAAAAUUACCUUCCUGAGCAAUGGAUGAAUUUAAAACUUCCAGAUUUUCAAAAUCUGGCAUCUGCAUUCUCAGUGAAUGCAGAAUUUACUGACUGGCGCAGAUUCUUGGUAGCAGCAGCACAACCUUGGCCAGUGCCAUCUGUGACACAACUCCUCAAAACACUGCGUAGCUUCAAGGCUGUUGAUGAAGCCGGAUCAGGCUUUGUUACAAAGGAAUACUAUAUGCAGAUUGGCUUAUGGUUUAAUGGAAAUGAAGAUCCAAGCAUAACAAAAAGUUGCACACAGUCUAUGUCUUUAGAUAGGCUAAAACGCCUCAUAAAGUUUUUCUUCAGUUUAUUUGCUGAUACCAGGAAAGAUCCUGCUCUGCUCGACUACACUGAGAUGCUGCUUUAUUUUGCCUCCCACUCUGAUCCAGUUGAAGGUGUAUACAGAGCACUUAGCGUUGCUACUGGAACAUACGUUCACAGAAAAAAGGAAGCCUCUCAUCCAUGUGCGGAUUCUCCAUUGUCAAAUGAGAGGACUUCAAUAGAAAAUGAAAAAGAAAUCUUGAGUUACACAGGUGGAGGAGUAAUUUCAGUGGCAGCUCUAUUCAAAGUGUUUCAUACUGGAGGAAGAAAAGAUCAAGAUAAUCAUAAAUUUAGCAAUUUGGAGAAGACAGGCAACUAUGAUGAGAAUUUCAUUAAAAUAUACAAAGAAUUAGGCACUGAAGAUCUGACACCUAUUCCAGUUGAACUCCUUUUGAUUCACUCUUUCAUGAAAGACUUGAUUAACAGCUACCAAGGAUACAAACUUCAUGACAUUAAAAGCUUUCUCCAAAGACCUAAACAAGCACAAUCUACUGAUGGGGGGAAAAGGCAUGUAAGAACAUCAACUGUUCAAACAUACAUUCUUAGGAGGCAAAUACAGUUUUCUGAAAAAUACCUUUUUCCUGUUCUGCCCUUGGCUAAUGGAACAGGAAAUAGAAGGUUUCAGCUUCUCUUCUAA
Empidonax traillii (willow flycatcher) is the source of this 1254-nucleotide messenger RNA. RefSeq names its product sperm flagellar protein 2-like. Gene Ontology annotation, cellular component: sperm midpiece; manchette. The record is from RefSeq and is a predicted model, not a curated record. Gene Ontology annotation, biological process: sperm axoneme assembly. Bases 295 to 1254 code for a protein of 319 amino acids. Lineage: Eukaryota; Metazoa; Chordata; Aves; Passeriformes; Tyrannidae. The transcript is spliced from 10 exons.